UAUUGAUAUUGUAACAAAGGAAACUUAUUGUUGAGGACAUUAUAGAUCAACAUAAAUUUUAGACACAAAAUAGCAGAUUUAUAUUUUGUUAUAGAAUGUUUAUCUCUUCAUUUGCAUGCAUUCAUAUGUGUUAAUUUGUCAUAUUCUCAAAACUCAUUAAAACUGUUCUUACUCAGAUUGUAUUUUGAUAAGUGUUAUCUCAUUACUACAAGUACAAAGUACAGAUGUGAUUUCAGGAUAUACACUCGUAAAACGAGUUUUAAGUCACACUUUUUAUACUUUUGUUAGUUGAUUUAACACUCUUCUAUUUUACUAACUUAUAAAUGUUUGAAUAGCUUCACUAAAUGAUAUCGUCGAAAAUAGUUUUUUUUGCAGAACAGCCUUUAUUUUUCACAAAUGAUGUGAUGAGUUUCUUAAGGUUGCUACAUUUUCUGUAUUCAUAAUAGCAAUUUUAAACAAAAUGUGGUAACAGUCUCUUAAUAUUAUCCCUCCAUCAUUAUUAACGUCGUACCUGUAUUCAACAAUUGGUGGCAGUGUUAUUCCUAUCUCAGUCAAUCUGAUGCUUUUGUUAGAGGAUCAUCCUUAUUCUUCCGACGUGCUCCAUCACCAGUGUCUAAAUUACAUGGCUAUAGUCAGUGAAAAUACCUUUAGCUUACAUGAACGGGAUUACCUGAAACUGUAUUGAUCUGUUUUUUCUCUUUACUCACAUAUUCUGUUACAUGACAAAUAAAAUAUAUUUAAUUGAUUAUUUGUUUUCAAUACCGAUUGAGAAUCUAUAUCACUGCAACCUUUAGUUGACGUUAACGACAAAUCUCUUUGCACUACUAAUGUGGUUAAUUAUUCAUCAUUCUGUUUGUGUUUGCAUGUAUCAUGUUAUUGUUGAGAAUGUUUUCAUUGAUAUGUAUUCGUUCACUUGCCGCACUGACAAUUUCUUUUUUUAAAAAUGAAUGUUGCACUAGCUUUAAUAUUGCUUAUAUUGUAUACGUUCAAAACAAUCAAGAAAUGGUACGUAAUUUGUCUGUUGCCUCCUCCUGCCCACCCCAAGUAUUAUUCCAAACAUUAUCAGUAAAACAAUACUCUUAGUCGAAGAUGAAUUUAUAUUACCCCAGUGAAUAAUUAAGAUGAAUAGUCUUUGUACAGAAAUACACAUACCUUUAUUGUAAGAGUACAUUUACUGAAUCUAAAUGAAAUACUAUUACUAUUGCGUUUAUCAAUUAAUUCAUUCAUCAUUUCGUACUAUGGUGGCUUACUAUUGUGUAUACCUAUCAUACGUUUGGUUGUUGCAUUUUCUUUUAACUAAAGAAUGAGAAACUAUGUGCUGAUUAUAGUACAGUGUAAUUCUAAAGGAGUUGUCAAAUAUGUAUCUGUCUCAUGUAUCGUAAUUAUGAAAAGAAUAAGUUAAGGUAUAUUUGUAAAAUCUAGAAAUUCAUGAUAUAUUGUAAAGAACCAUCGAAAAUUAUAUUCACCUCAAUCAGUUGUGUGAAUAAAGACAUCGACUAGAGGUCAGUAACAUAUGUGCAACUGCUUCAUUUCAUCCUGUGACUCAGUUAAGGUACAAUCAUUCACAAUUUACCAUUUUGGAGGUGAACCAAUAGCUGGUGAUCAUGGUUAUGCAACAGAUUUCUCUGAAAUGUAUCCAUUCUUCAUUGCAAGUGGUCCUUCUUUCAAGAUUGCUGAGAGCGUUCCUACUGUCCAUGCUGUAGACGUUUAUCCACUAAUGUGUGCAUUAUUAAAUAUUCAACCAAAUCCAAACAAUGGCAGCCUAGAACGUAUUUCAAACAUACUGAAACCUGAUGUUGCCAAUCGCCUUUUGAAUUUGAAUAGUUGGUCAUAUUUAUGGAAAUGGAUCAUAUUUGAUUUGAGAUUUAUUUUAUUUAUUUCAAUUAUAUGCGUUUCAUUUAUGAUUUUACUGUGUUCAAUUGUAGUUGUGAUGAAUCGUAAAGAAACCAAUGAACCAUUCAUUCGUCUACCUAUUGAUAAUGAUAAAGAGUUUUCAGAUGACAAUACAUGAAGGUAUUUAGUAACUAUAAUUCUUGCUCAACCUCAUCAAUUUAUUUCUAUUAUUGAUUAUUAAUAAUAACACAAACUCUAUCAUGAUUUUCAUUUGAUGAAUCUACAGAAACAAAAGUUUAUUUAUCGUUCUCUAAAUCAAUAUCUAUCAACUCGAUCCCUUCGAUAUACAUAUAUACUUAAUUAAGAGUAUUUUUUUUGUAUAAGAUACAUAUUUGAUUGACAAAUAUGACUUAAAGAUGUU
Molecule: messenger RNA, 2254 nt
Organism: Schistosoma guineensis
Lineage: Eukaryota; Metazoa; Platyhelminthes; Trematoda; Strigeidida; Schistosomatidae
Source: the annotation of a GenBank genome assembly